Messenger RNA from Notodromas monacha, 2102 nucleotides. The record is from the annotation of a GenBank genome assembly. NCBI's taxonomy places the organism in Eukaryota, Metazoa, Arthropoda, Ostracoda, Podocopida, Cyprididae.
AUGCUCUUGCAGGAAAAGCUGAAAGCGGAAGGCGCUCUUCCGGACAAGGAUGCCACGGUGCACGACGUGGUGGCGGUGCUGCGGAGCCUGUUGAAGGAGCUGCCGGAGCCCGUGGUGCCCAAGUACCACACGUCCCUGAUGAAGCGGUGCAUGCGGCGGUCGGACGCCGUCGGUGUGCUGCGUACUGCCAUGCUUCUGCCCGAGACCCACCUGGCCGUGUUGUGUCUGCUGUGCGACCUGUUUGCCGGCAUCGCGGCCAACGCGCACGUGUCCCACAUGGACUCCAAGUGCCUGGCCAUCGUCAUGGCGCCCACGUUGCUGUACCAGGAGAAGCUUGGCGGGUCCGAGACGGAAUUGAAAGUCGUCUACCCUGCCAUACUGCAGACCUUCAUUGACAACUCGGAGAAGCUGGGGAUUAUUCCCGUGAAGACAAGCGGUGGAGAAAUGCCGAAACUUGUUUCGUUAACUGAACUUGACGUGGUUAAAUCGACGAGACGUGAUCGUCGAUCCAAAUCUGUCACGAGGACAAUAGCAAAGAUGAAGAAUUGGAUGCAGCAGCGCCGCGACGAUGAUGCGGAAGAUCCGGAAUCGAACGGACCUCAGUUUGAGCGGAAUUCGCGGAUCUCCGCGUCGGCGAUGAGCGAGCGGAAGCGGAAGAAAAAGAGGUUCUUGACGCCGACAAGGGAUCCCGUCGGACAAAGCAAGUUCUAUGACGACUCGGACGACGGGGCACCUGUGGCGGAAAAGCAGCCCAAGCUGAUGCCCGGCUCGGAGCGGAUGAGUCGGAGGGAAAUAUGGGUGGAGCUGCAAAAGAAAGAGGAUCUCCCAGUGCCGGCCAAUGUGGAAACGGAAAGCGUUUUGCUGGAAGAUAAUGACCCUCUGACGCCACAGGCGAAUUCCGUGCAGAAAGCUUUCGCUGACACCUGGCUUCGUUCAGAAUCUCUCAAAGCAGAACUCAGUCCCAUGUUGACGAAUAGAUCGAGGAAAGGCAGGUCGCCUAGUCAGCGUAGGAUCGACAGACGUCGUUCCGCGUCCCUCGGCACGGAAGCUGCCAACAAUAUGGAGAACCUGUCGCUCAAGACCCCUCAGGCCCCCGUCAUCCGCACCCCUCUGGCCCCGCUGAGCCAAGGUCGGUUUCACAGUCUUCGCCGGAAUAAGCCCAACACCGUGAGCAAUGGACUGCCGACAACGUUUCGAUCUGCUGUACGUGCGACUCCGUUGCGAGCCCUGGUGCUCACUGAGAACGACGAUGACACUCCCGAAAAGCCCUUGGAGUCCAAGAGACUCAGCUUUGUGAAGCCGUUUGAUGUUUCCGAAAUCGUCAAGCCUAAUCCGGAACUGGACAAGGAGACCGCGGAAAACCAAGCAACCGCUUUCAUGGAGCUUGCUCGGGAGUCGUGGAUCCCAGCACAAGACGUUUUCGGUCUCCCUGGCGGCAGUGCUGGGAAAAAGAGGCGGCAUAGAAGGCGACACGCGAAGGACCCGAGGCGCGUGAUGACCGCCGUCAUUGACUCUUCCGCGCUGCAAGGAGUGCGACUCAAACAGCGGAAAUCGGUUUCUAGUUCUCAAAUCCCUCUCAAGCCGAUCUGUUCGCCUUCAGCUGGCGUCUGGACAGUGGAAAGCAUUGAAUUCCGCGUGCCGAAAGCCCCGAGCACGCCGGCGGAUCUGCACAAGCGGUGCGACUCGGGUCAGCGCGAGUCCCGGAAGCGGAUGGCCGCCGAACGUUGGACCCCGGGCUCGGCCUACUUCGAAUCCGGCGCCGCCAUGACGCAGUCGGAACGGAAGGCGACCGUCCGCGACUCGGUCGCCCGCAUUCGUGAAGAGAACGUUGGCAAGGUCCGCGAGUUGGCUCAAAGGUACGACACUGACGUGAAGCGACGCGAGAGCUUCGUAGCGCCUCUGCCGCGAACCCUCUUCCACUGAAUGGGACAACAUCUCAGCACAUCGACGUUGAUUUUUUUUUUAUCAUGGUUUUGUACAUUUUUUUUUGUACUGUACCUGCGUUCUGAGUCGUCUUAAGAAUUUUCGGGGAAGCGUGAAAGCGGGGUAAAUAAAAUCUUGGCAUUCUUGGUAAUUCAUCGUGCAUUUGUUAUGCAAACAAA